This is a messenger RNA of Helobdella robusta, 765 nucleotides long. RefSeq lists its product as hypothetical. Lineage: Eukaryota; Metazoa; Annelida; Clitellata; Rhynchobdellida; Glossiphoniidae. The record is from RefSeq and is a predicted model, not a curated record. The transcript is spliced from 5 exons. The coding region runs from base 1 to 765 and encodes 254 amino acids.
AUGCGUUACUGUUCUCCACCCACUGUGACCCACUCAUCACCCGAAUACCUCAUCAAGAACAUCGGUGAUUGGCUGGAGUUAUUCUGUCAAUCAAACGGCCACCCCACUCCAAGCCUCUCCUGGCUGAAGGACAGUCGAAAAGUUAAUCUAAAACAAAACGGAAGUCGUCUGAUCGUUGGUGACGUCAGAAGGGACUCAGCAGGGAUGUACCAGUGUUUGUUUAGAAAUGAUCUUGGAAGCGCCACGAGGCAUAUUAGACUGGAUGUUAAAGAUAAACACUGGAUAUCUUCAGACGGUGUACACAUAGUGGAACCACCGCGAAACGUGACGUCGAUGGAGGGCAGUGACGUCAAAAUGACGUGCAGAGCCGAAGGACGCCCAAGCAGCGUCACAUAUCAAUGGUACAAGGACCGACUUAACGUCAACAGCCAUCCAGGUUUAUCAGCGCGGGUCAUGGUAAACAACAACAACAACAACAACAACAACAAAAACGUAAACAUAAACAAAAACAAACUCAAACCUCAUCACAAACACCACCACCACCACAACAACGUCAUGGAUGAUGACGACGACGAUACUGAUAAUAGUAUUGGCACUCUCACCAUCGUCAAUAUCUCUAAAGAUGAUGAUGGCUGGUACACAUGUGCGGCCACCAACAAUGUCGGUAGAGUGGCCAAGGUUGAUGCCUACCUCAAUGUCACGUGUGAGUUGCUUGCUUGUCUUAACAUUUAUUUGGCGCUAAACAAAUCGUUUAUAUGGCGCUAA